This is a messenger RNA of Parnassius mnemosyne (clouded apollo), 2397 nucleotides long. The record is from the annotation of a GenBank genome assembly. NCBI's taxonomy places the organism in Eukaryota, Metazoa, Arthropoda, Insecta, Lepidoptera, Papilionidae.
AUGCCGCGGAUAAUGAUAAAAGGCGGCGUUUGGCGCAACACUGAGGAUGAAAUCCUUAAAGCGGCUGUUAUGAAAUAUGGGAAAAAUCAAUGGUCCCGAAUAGCUUCCCUGUUGCAUAGAAAAUCAGCCAAACAAUGCAAGGCACGUUGGUACGAGUGGCUGGAUCCCAGCAUCAAAAAGACGGAAUGGUCACGGGAGGAAGACGAAAAGCUGUUACAUUUGGCGAAGCUCAUGCCUACCCAGUGGAGGACUAUAGCACCUAUUAUUGGGCGUACAGCUGCACAAUGCUUAGAACGCUACGAAUAUUUACUAGACCAAGCUCAGAAGAAAGAGGAAGGAGAGGAUAUGGGUGAUGAUCCACGUAAAUUGAAGCCUGGUGAAAUCGAUCCUAAUCCUGAAACAAAACCAGCAAGGCCUGAUCCCAAGGAUAUGGAUGAGGAUGAAUUGGAAAUGCUUUCGGAAGCACGUGCUCGCUUAGCUAAUACCCAGGGUAAGAAGGCGAAGAGAAAGGCAAGGGAAAAGCAAUUAGAAGAGGCAAGAAGGCUUGCUGCAUUACAGAAGAGGAGGGAGCUUAGUGCCGCUGGUAUUGCGGUGCCAAUGAGGCGUAAGAAAAAGCGUGGUGUAGACUACAAUGCUGAAAUCCCGUUUGAAAAGAAACCAGCUGCUGGAUUUUACGAUACUUCAACUGAAGUGGUAGACCCGAUGGCGCCGGAUUUCUCCCGCCUCCGUCAGCAACAUCUUGAUGGGGAAUUGCAUUCAGAAAAGGAAGAGCAAGAGCGUAGGAAGGAUAAGCAGAAGUUGAAACAGCGUAAAGAGAAUGAUGUGCCACAAGCAAUGCUACAAGGAGAUCAACCUGCACGUAAACGAAGUAAACUGGUGCUUCCUGAACCACAAGUGUCUGAUCAGGAGCUGCAGCAGGUGGUGAAGCUGGGGCGCGCGUCGGAGGCGGCGCGGUCGAGCGCGGGCGCGGCGGGCGCGGCCACCGACGCGCUGCUGGCCGCCUACGCGCUGGCGCCCGCGCCCGCCACCGCGCUGCGCACGCCCGCCGCGCACCGCGACAGAAUACUAAUGGAAGCGCAAAAUGUGAUGGCGUUGACGCACGUUGACACCCCACUAAAGGGUGGUCUUAACACUCCACUUCAUGAAUCCGAUUUCUCAGGAGCACUGCCACAAUCGCAAGCCGUCGCCACUCCUAAUACGCUGUUAGUUACGCCUUUUAGAUCUUCUCACAGUGAAGCAUCCACUCCUAGUAAUUUUAACACGCCUGGCCAAGGACAGACCGGACAACCAGGAUUAACUACUCCUGCGCUCCGAGAUAAACUAAGUAUAAAUCCAGAAGAUCAAUUGGGACCAGGUGACACACCACAACUAGCCAACAAAAUGCAAAAACAGUUAAAAGCGUCCGUCCGAACUGCGCUUCAGUCGUUACCGACACCUCGUAAUGAUUACGAGAUAGUCGUACCAGAAGAGAGCGAUGAGCCGAUGGAGACCUCGAAUGCGAUCAACUCCAUCGAAGACCAAGCAGACGCCGACGCUCGUAUGUUACAAGAACAGGAGGAGAAACGCGCGGCGGCGCUGGCGCUGCGGUCGAGCGCGGUGCGGCGCGGCGCGGCGCGGCCGGCCGACGUGAACGCGGCCGUGCUGCGCGGCGCCGCCUCGCUCAGCGCGCUGCAGCACGCCGAGGAGCUGCUCAAGGCCGAGAUGCUCGCCAUGCUGCACUACGACGCGCUGCACGACCCGCCGCCAGGCAUAGACAAAAAACGAAUUGUUCAACUGCAAGCAUCACAUUUGGCCUAUCUUGAACAACAUCCAUACGAAGAAUUCACCGCCGAAGAGUUAUCUGAGGCUAAACAGCUCUUACAGAAAGAAAUGGAGGUAGUAAAGGCUGGUAUGGGACAUGGAGAACUCAGCUUGGAUGCUUACACCCAAGUGUGGGAGGAGUGUCUAGCUCAAGUACUUUUCCUGCCUGGCCAGAAUAGGUAUACACGUGCCAAUUUAGCGAGUAAAAAAGAUAGGUUAGAAUCGGCUGAAAAAAGAUUAGAACAAAAUAGAAAUCAUAUGGCAAAAGAAGCAAAGAAAUGUUCUAAAAUGGAGAAAAAACUUCGAGUAUUGACCGGUGGUUAUCAAAGUCGAGCAGCAUCGCUUAUAAAACAGUUUCAAGAGCUUCAAGAUCAAAUUGAGCAAGCUAAUUUGGAACUGUCUACGUUUAAGUUUUUAGCUGAACAAGAGAAGGCUGCAAUUCCGCGUAGAAUAGAGUCACUGACAGAAGAUGUGAAUCGUCAAACUGAUCGUGAGAAGCAACUUCAGAAGAGAUAUGCAGAGCUUCAAGCAGAAUUAGAAGAUAUUCAUAAAGGCAAGCAAUUAAAAGAGACUGAACCUAAGCCGGUUGAAGAAUAA